AUGCAAACACGAAACGAAAGCAUGCGUUCGACCCCACCUCCGUUUACCUUAGCUAACAUAUAUGCUCAACCGCCGGAACAGUUGUGUGGCUUUUGCAAAGUCAUUGUGCCUGAUCGCAAUGCCAGUAGCUGGGAUAAGGACGACCCGGCAGUGCAAUGGCUCGAUUACGAGAGGCUAGACUACUAUCCGGACUUGCCAGGCCUCGCUGCUUCUGCGUCCGCAGGUUGCGGGCUCUGCCGCAUGUUCAGAGAGACAAUACUGGAAAAUUGGGGAAAUCCUCAUGUGGCAGGAUUAGAGGGGCAUCGUCCGGUGAGAAUUGCCGAUGUUCACUUUGUUAGUGAGCAAUUUGAGCAAGAAGGAAAGGCGGCAUUACUUGAUGCUCAGCAGGGUAGGAUGAUCUACGCCAUAACGAUGACAGUUACCCUCCACGAUUCCGAAGGGCCGGAUGAGGAGACACACGACAUCUCUAUGAUACUUUGCUUUGCCUGCUUUGACACACUAGAUCUCAACUCCUCAAUGCAGCAGCACAGGAGAAGGUUGCCUAGUCUCAGCACCCUAUCUGAUGAAAACGUUCAACUGAUGAAACGAUGGAUCCAAGAAUGCCAGACAAAUCACAGAGCGUGCUAUACUCUUCCUGAUAGCUGGGUGCCUACUCGUCUUCUGGACGUAGGAUCAGAUGACGAAUCAGGAUCAGAGAUGCCCCGUCUGAUUGAAACUGCGAAUACACUCAUGGGCAGCAGAAUGUUCAUUGCCCUAAGUCAUAUGUGGGGAGAUAUGACUGUGUCCCCUCCGUUGAGGACCAUUCGUUCCAACUAUGAGACCAUGAAAGACGGUGUGGCUCCUUCAAGUUUGCCUAAAAACUUUGCCGACGCGGUCUCUGUCUGCCGUUGUCUGGGUGUCAGAUAUAUCUGGAUCGAUUCUCUAUGCAUCAUUCAGGACUCUCCUGAAGAUUGGGCCCACGAAGCGAAGUUAAUGCAUAAAGUAUAUAGAAAUGCAGUUGUGACUGUUGUUGCCACGUCCGCUACCUCGUCCCAUGACGGAUUUCUUCAACGACACAUUGCCAGUGUUCCUGCGGUGAGGCUCUCGUAUUCCCUUGGCAACAGUGGAUGUCAGUCUCUUAUCAUAUGUCCCAACGAGUAUGCACAGGGACGGACGGGGCCAAAUCCCGAAUUAGAAGUCGGUAUAAAUUGCUCAAGAUGGAACACUCGCGGCUGGACAAUGCAGGAACGCAUUUUAUCGACAAGACUAAUCCACUUCUGCAAGAAUUUGAUCUGUUUCGAGUGUAGGACUUGCAUGGUCACAGAGGAGAACGUGUCUAUGGCAUGGGAGCGGGAUGAUGCGGUUGUCAAAUUGGAAUUGUGGCCAAGGAGCGACCAUAUCUUUCACGAACCGAAAACUGCCGGUCCGAGCAACUUGGCCCCAGACAUGGAGGCACUGUACAAAAAAUGGAUGGCUACUCUCGAAGAAUACUCCUUUCGGCAACUGACCAAGCAGUCUGAUAAGCUGCCGGCUAUGCAGAGCAUCGCCGCUGAAAUGUCUCUUGUCGUUGACGACACUUUUAUUCCGUUCGCCGGUAUGUGGCGGGGAAAUUUGAAGCGUGAGCUUCUUUGGCAGUCUCUGCCACCUUUACCAAUUCAACGACCGGAGUCAUACGGAGCUCCAAGCUGGUCUUGGGCCUCUGCUGGUUCUGAUGUCCGAUGGCUGGGAAAGAAACUAGAUGACGGUAUCGAGAUGCCUACGAUUCAAUACUCCUUCGACGUCCUAGAACAUGGCAACCAACAUCCCAAAUGCAAGGCUUACAACUACCUAGAAGUGGAGGGCUUUACCAAGUCAAUAUUACGCAUUGUACAAACAGACACAAGUUCGUCAGGCUCGUCAAGCUGGCGUAGCGUCGAGUAUUACUUUCCAUUUUCUUUGCAAGUAGUGGAUGCUAAUGGGGCGAAUGUAAAAUUCGGGUCUGCUCGGCUUGACUUGAAAAAUUAUGUCCCGAGAGAAGGAGCGCAACUGCUCUAUCUUCACAUUACUGAGCGCUACCCAUCUGGUCUUUUGUUGGAAAGAUCGGAUACUACCGAACAGAUCUGGUUUAGAAUUGGUAUUGCUUCUAUUUUCACAGUAGGAGCAGGAAAGGAGAUCGGGGAGAUUCUGUUCACGUGCGGAAAUUACCAGAAAAUUAUUAUUAUCUAAUAUAGCCCUAAGUCUAUACUAGAAUUGUUUAUUACUAUUAGCUAAAUAUAAUCUCUAAGUAUAAUAGUAAGCUC
Molecule: messenger RNA, 2258 nt
Organism: Hyaloscypha bicolor E
Lineage: Eukaryota; Fungi; Ascomycota; Leotiomycetes; Helotiales; Hyaloscyphaceae
Product: HET-domain-containing protein
Exons: 3
Coding region: 1-2184 (727 amino acids)
Source: RefSeq, a predicted model, not a curated record